UAAAAGCGACACAAGAGUGCUGAGUUAGCCUUAGCCUCUUCCCUGAAUCCUCCUCUGCCUCCGUGCAAAGAUUUCAAGACUCAUCAAACAGCUGGGGCAACCUGAGACACACUCGCUCAUCCAACAAAACCUCAUGGCCAACGUGGAAAUCCUCGUUCUACUUGUUGCAGCGGCAUUAUUAAUGCCAUUGCGACACACCACAGAAGCUGCAGAGCAUGUUGUGGGUGGUUCUGCCGGUUGGAUUAUUCCUUCCCAAGGAGACACCUCCUUAUAUACCUCCUUUGCAGCUAAUAACACUUUCAGACUAAACGACAUACUCGUGUUCAACUUCGCAACAGGAUUUCACAACGUAGUCACCCUGUCAAAGAAACACUACGACAGUUGCAACGUGAGUGAAGUAAUGCAAUCAUUCGACACAGCGCCGGCGAGAAUCACUCUGAACCGCACGGGCGAGUUCUAUUUCGCAUGCGCGUUCUCGAGUCACUGCUCCCUCGGCCAAAAGCUGAGUAUUCAUGUGACUGCAGGGUCGUCUUCCCUUGCUCCAUUAUCCCCACCUCCACCUGCGUCACGUGCAGCCAUGCCCCUUGUUGCUGUCACAAUCCCUGUUCUUUUCAUUGCAGUUGCCACAAAUGUCUUGUUCUAGAAUUAUGUAUGUGGUCUCGGUCUAUUUUGGGACUUGGUUAUUUACUUGUAUUUGUUGGAUCAAGGGUUAUGUUGUUUGAAUAAGUUAUUAUUAUUAUUAUUUAUUUUCCAGCUGCACUGGAUUUGUGUUUUUGUGUUGUAUUAUGUAUGAGAAUUGUAGAUGAAUAAAAAAAAAUUUGAAUUAUUCUGGAUA
This is a messenger RNA of Glycine soja, 835 nucleotides long. RefSeq names its product stellacyanin-like. Gene Ontology annotation, cellular component: plasma membrane. The record is from RefSeq and is a predicted model, not a curated record. The transcript is spliced from 2 exons. Lineage: Eukaryota; Viridiplantae; Streptophyta; Magnoliopsida; Fabales; Fabaceae. The coding region runs from base 134 to 643 and encodes 169 amino acids. Gene Ontology annotation, molecular function: electron transfer activity.